ACAUAUUCAACCAACAUGUGCCGAUCUGUCAAAAUGUCUUGAGACUUUCAAGUAUUAACAAUAACUAUACAGAUGAACAUUUAGCUAUACGCCUAAUAAUGUUCACACUACUUUCCCAAUGUUCCCUUUUGAUGACCAUAAGCGUUUCUUGUAGAAACUAACCUUUGUAGCAAGGUCACAAAGCCUAGAUAUAUAUAUAUAUAUAGCUGACCUGAAACAUGAGUGAGGUCACCACAGGUCGGCGAGCAAAGCUGAAGCGGCUUGACAGUCGUGUAGGAUAUACAAGACAAAUGUCCGUCCAAUCUGUUGAGCAGGAGUUGCUUUCAAAAAGAUUGCACGAACAGUACAUAACAUUGAAGCGUCAAAUUUUGAAGUACCAGGGCUGUGUGUUAGGAUUGUUUCCAGUCAUUGGAAAAGAUGGAGAACAGGCGAGGGUUGCUCAUGUCCGAGACAGCAUCUACUGUGCUGUGGCCACAUGGGCGCUAUCACAGGCGUACAGGAAAAUUGAUGAUGAUGAAGGGCGUACACAUGAGUUGUCCAUGUCAGCAGUCAAAUGUAUGCGAGGAAUCCUUUUCUGUUGGAUACGACAGGCAGACAAGGUUGAGAAAUUCAAGUUAAACCAGAGUUCCGCCUAUGCCUUACACUGUGUGUUUGACAUAGCGACUGGGGACCCAGUGUACAGUGAUGAAGAGUAUGGACACCUGCAGAUUGAUGUUGUCGGACUAUAUCUCAUUUACUUGGUUCAGAUGAUCCGCUCAGGAUUGAAGGUGAUCUAUACGACCGAUGAGGUGAAUUUUAUACAGAACCUGGUGUUCUACGUUGAGCGUGCGUACCGAACUCCAGACUAUGGCAUGUGGGAGAGAGGCAGUAAAUACAACAACGGCUCCACAGAGGUCCACGCCAGUUCUAUAGGGUUUGCCAAAGCUGCACUGGAAGCAAUAAAUGGGGAGAACUUGUAUGGACCUGAAGGCACUGUCUGGUCCGUUAUCUACGUGGAUAUCGACGCUCACAACAGAAACAGAACAAUAUUUGAAACCAUUCUUCCUCGUGAGUCCAACUCCAAGAACACUGACGCCUCCCUCCUCCCUACUGUCAGCUGGCCAGCCUUCGCUAUCCACAAGAAGUCUAUCAAACACCGUACCAUAGACAAGGUUGUACGCAAGCUCAAGGGUGACCAUGGCAUCAAGCGUUUCCUCAGGGAUGGAUACCGGACAGUGUUGGAGGACAAAAGUAGGAAACACUACAAACCAGCUGAGAUUAAGUUGUUUGAUGGGAUAGAGUGUGAAUGGCCACUGUUCUUGGUGUAUCUGCUGAUAGACAGCAUAUUUCGCAAUGACAAGGAAGGGAUUGAGCACUACACAAAUCUGAUCAGCCCCCUUCUAAGGAAGAGCAAUGAUGGUGACCUGUUACCCAUGUUCUACUUUGUACCAAAGGAACAGAUUGAGAUGGAGCGUAACAUGCGGCCAGGGUCAGCCGAGUGGUACCCUAGUGCCGAGGGAUCCACAGACGGCGUGUUUCUGUGGGGACAGUCUGUCUAUUUUAUAUCACAGCUCCUUGUGGAAGGGAUCCUGAAUGUCAUGGAGCUCGACCCAAUUCGACGUCAUCUGUCCGCCUCAGAAAGACCCAGUAACAGUAUGCGAUACUCCUCAUUCCAGGUUACUCCCCCAGAUCUGGUAGUCCAGGUAGCACUUAUAGCAGAAAGUUCAAGGCUGCAGCAGGUGCUUGCUACAUAUGGAAUCCAGACUCAGACCCCUAACCAGAUUGAACCCAUUAAAAUAUGGUCUCCUAAGGAGUUGACAAAGGCGUACGAGUACCUGGGCGUCAAUAGCAAACUGGGGCUCUCUGGUCGACCAAAACGUCCCUUUGGAGUUCUUAGUACAUCAAAGAUCUACCGUGUUGGGGGACAGACCGUGCUGUGCUAUCCUCUCCUGUUUGAGGUCAGCGAUUUCUACAUGGCUCAAGACAUGUCCAUUGUAUUAGAUGACCUGAAGAAUGAUCUGGCUUUCCUAUCCCAGUGUUGGAAGUUGUAUGGCCGUCCUACCUUCUGUAUGAUUCUGCGAGAAAAUAACAUCAGGGGUCAAAACUUUGGCGAGUUUCUAGACCUGUUAGCCCAGUUUAAACGUGGACAAGUGGACAAUAUACGGGUACGCCUCGGGAAAUUACAGUCCCUCAUCUCAGCUGCGACGGUAGAACACCUGGACUUCCUGUCCAAUCUCCCUGACCCUCUGAAGUUCUGUGCAUUUGAAGGGAAAGCGAUCAUUUCCAGCUUCCGAAGCCUCACAGACAUCCCAAAACUUCCGCAGCUAAAUGAUGCUGACAUCAACAUGUCCGAUACUGAUCUGAGCCACAAGGCAACGUGGGACCUGGUUCAGAUGCUCAACCACUACGAGGGUAUGGCAGCCCAGUGUCGGCUCAUGAAGGUUCUGUACCAGCGGGAGGGACCUCAGUUCAAGAUCGACAACCAACCAAUUGCAGCCUGCAUGGAAAAACUCAUCAGCCAGGCCAGUCUGUACAAGAAGUGGUCAGUGGUCAGAAUGAUGGCUGCUCUCCUAGGCAAAAUAGUAGAUAGUCUUGCUCCAUCUAUUACCACCAUUCUGGUCAGGGGCAAACAGAUAACAGUGGGUGUAUACGGCCAUGAGGAGGAGGUACUAGACAAACCGAUCAGUCCAAACGAGCUGAAGAAUAUCCUGUACUCCAUCUGUCUGCCACACGACAUCCAGCAGGCGGUCAUACAGCAGGAACUUAUCCUCUGUAUCGGCAAACUCAUCGUCACACAGCCAGAACUCUUCGAGGGUAUCCUCAAGAUCAGGAUUGGGUGGUUCGUGCGUGCGAUGCAGAUAGAACUAGAAGCUGAACAAUUGGAUAUCUACUCAAUGUCGCCUAGCAACUUCAAACAGAAGCUUUACUCUCUCCUCACCUGUAAUGAAAACGAGGAUCACCUCCGUACCCCACUCCAGCGACGACAGCUUGGUGGGGCCCUCAACAAAGUCCCAAAAGACUUCUAUGAUCGUGUGUGGCAGAUCCUUGAAAAUACUCCAGGUGGCAUCAAAGUGGCAGGGUACCAUUUACCCCAGCACCCCACCCUGUCUGACAUGACAAUGUAUGAGCUGAACUUUUCCCUGUUGGUGGAACAGAUGCUGAGUAAGAUUGUGGACCCGUCCUACCGACAGAUCAUGGUCGAGACAUUUGUUGUGGUGUCAACAAUGCUGAACAGAAAUCCAGAGGUGACAUUUGAACAGUCAGUCAACAUGGAUAAGAUAAUCCAUGAUGCUUUUGAGGAGUACCAGCGAGACCAGGGUAGGCACGAGGGCCAGGAGAAGAUGGAUGAAAUGAGAAAUUUCUUCAACACACCUCCCAACAUCCGCAGAGGCACAACCAGCUACAUCACAAAAGCUGUCAUACGCAACCUCCUUGAGGGAGACGUCAAGUUUGUUGGAGACGACUUUUGCUGCAUCACCUGAUCAAAGUCAUUUAUUGAAGUACAAGGUCAAAGUCAUCACUUGAUGUCAUGGUCAAGGUCAGGGAGAACCUCGUUGUAUCAUGAUUGUGUUUAAGGUCAAUGUCAUCUCCAAAUACUAUGAUCAAAAUGUGGAUGACAUGACAAUGAUAACACUUCAUCCCGGUAUACACAGCACGUUGAUGCAACUUGGAAGGCAGCUUCAAGCUUAGGUCAGUAUUCAAGAUGAUCAGUACUCAGCUCUAAGGUCAAUGUCGAGCUUCAAGGUCAGUGUGGACUUCUUCGUUUAUCACAAAAGCCCGUUUGUGAAGUAGUGAAACCGUUCGGACAUAUUCCUGGAUUGUUUUUUGGUAAGGAAUGGGUUUUUUUAUGAGAUCAUUCUUUUUGAAGACUAUAACAUGCAGAUAUAAGACUGUGUCUUCAAAGCACCAGCACAAUCAUGUGAGAACAGAUUACUAUCCAAGUGUUUCUUUGGCAUGUGAGAGUAUUUUCUACUGGAGUUGGAAGUUAUAUUGGAAAGUUGGGAAGUUCCCUAUUGUUAGAUUUCCUGCAAGGUAAUAUUACAAUGUACAUGUAUAGCAGAUUUCUGAGAGAAUUGUUUUCUGUAGGAAAAAAAUAUACAGCUUUUUUGCCAUUAAGGAAUCCUUGUAUCAGCAUAUGGACUAUUCAAGUCAUGCCUAACAUUUAUAUUUUGAUUACAGCUGAGUGUAUAUAUUAUAUUACCAGGCUAGAUGUAUUAUAUUACCAGGCUAGAUGUAUUAUAUUACCAUGCUAGAUGUAUUAUAUUACCAUGCUAGAUGUAUUAUAUUACCAUGCUAGAUGUAUUAUAUUACCAUGCUAGAUGUAUGAUAUUACCAUGCUAGAUGUUUUAUAUUACCAUGCUAGAUGUAUGAUAUUACCAUGCCAAAUAUAUUAUAUUACUGUGGUAGAAUUGUAGUGUAUACUGGAAUCUUCCUCCCCCUCUUUGGUAAAACCCCUAUUAGUCCAGAGUUGGUUACUAUACAUAGUAAUCACUAAUCAGUGUACCCUAUAUAUCACCAACAUGAUGAUCUAAGCUUUAUAACAGAGGGUGAAAGUGAAGCUGCUGUGAGCAUUUUCCAAUUAGUGUUGUGUUAUUAGAUCAUACGUGGUAUUGUUUGCGGAUGUUAAAUUUGUACAGAAUCUGACGUGGUAGAUCUGGUUUUUUGUAAAGAUGCAAUAUUUUCGUGUGAGACAGGAUUUUUGUUACUUUAUACCUGAUUAGUUAAUAUGCGAUAACGCAGUAAUAUUAUCUCAUAGGCUCACAUCAGAUGAUAGGACUUAACAAAAUCAUACUAUAUACUAUGGUCCUAACCAGUAUGUAUGUGAUAUAGCACAGGCACAUGUGAUCAGGGUGAUGUCUUAUGUGUGGACAUUUUCACAUAAAUACACUCAAAUUUUCUAUUAUUUUUAGCCAGGUUAGCUUAUGCCGUACUGCAUCGUCCGUCAU
Molecule: messenger RNA, 4925 nt
Organism: Mizuhopecten yessoensis (Yesso scallop)
Lineage: Eukaryota; Metazoa; Mollusca; Bivalvia; Pectinida; Pectinidae
Product: phosphorylase b kinase regulatory subunit beta-like
Exons: 23
Coding region: 219-3461 (1080 amino acids)
Biological process (GO): glycogen metabolic process
Cellular component (GO): phosphorylase kinase complex
Molecular function (GO): calmodulin binding
Source: RefSeq, a predicted model, not a curated record